UUGAUCAACCAGUCAUUUCUCUGCCAUUGGAUCUACCAUCAACAAUUCCCACCCCAGCAAUCCCACCUAAUUAUCUACACCCUUCCACACAAAACCCACCCCUCGCAUCACAACAGAUCUAGUAAUCUGCUCGUACACGGUUAUCUUCGCUUCACCUCCUUCCUCCUUCGAGCUCUGCAAAAUUCCUCCUUUGAGCUUUGCAACAUUUUCUCGAGAUUCAAUUUAAAGAUUUAUGGCGAUUUCGGUUUCGGCUUCAACGAUUCCUUCCUUGAACACUAAAGCUUCUGCUUCUUCUAGAAACCUCUCCAAACUCUCGUCUCUAUCUUCUUUGCGGUUCCCUGUACAGUUCCGUCAGAUUGAAGUUAUUAACAACAGACGAAUUUCAUCGCACUCCAGGCAUCGUUUUCUUCCUCCGGUUGAGGCAAAGAAGCAAACAUUUUCCUCCCUUGAUGAUUUGCUGGAAAAUUCUGAUAAACCUGUAUUGGUUGACUUCUAUGCAACAUGGUGCGGUCCCUGUCAAUUCAUGGCUCCAAUCCUUGAAGAAGUCAGUGCAGCUCUGAAAGAUAUAAUUAAGGUAGUGAAAAUUGAUACUGAGAAGUACCCAAGGAUUGCUGAUAAAUACAGAAUAGAGGCCUUGCCAACUUUCAUUUUGUUCAAGGAUGGGAAACCCUUUGAUCGCUUUGAGGGUGCUUUAACUACAGAUCAGCUCAUCCAACGAAUUGAAAAUUCAUUAAGCGUUAAACAAUAAUCCGAUGGUCAGAUUCUACUGGUAACUGGUGUAGUCAAGUUGUUAGAUUGGAACAUUGAAUUGAGUAAAUGAAGAUUUGACAGGUGAUAACCCUUUCUUCUCUUGUGUAUUUGAAUAAUUUGGUAUUGUAUGAAAAAAAAGAGUUCGUGAUGUUUCUUCAUCUCAUCGAUCUGCGAAAACAUAAUUUUCGAUGAGCUAUUUGUUGGGCACCUGAGAAUUUGCACGAUGCUUUUUGGUUUCAAAAUUCUGAUGCUGAAUUCAACCACUUGGCACUCUUGCGCUCGA
This is a messenger RNA of Mangifera indica (mango), 1033 nucleotides long. Its product is annotated as thioredoxin Y1, chloroplastic-like. Gene Ontology annotation, molecular function: oxidoreductase activity, acting on a sulfur group of donors, disulfide as acceptor; protein-disulfide reductase activity. The transcript is spliced from 5 exons. NCBI's taxonomy places the organism in Eukaryota, Viridiplantae, Streptophyta, Magnoliopsida, Sapindales, Anacardiaceae. Gene Ontology annotation, cellular component: cytoplasm. The record is from RefSeq and is a predicted model, not a curated record. The coding region runs from base 233 to 748 and encodes 171 amino acids.